Salpingoeca rosetta is the source of this 2663-nucleotide messenger RNA. RefSeq lists its product as uncharacterized. Lineage: Eukaryota; Choanoflagellata; Craspedida; Salpingoecidae. Bases 1 to 2517 code for a protein of 838 amino acids. Gene Ontology annotation, molecular function: 5'-flap endonuclease activity; metal ion binding. The record is from RefSeq and is a predicted model, not a curated record. The transcript is spliced from 11 exons.
AUGGGAGUGCCUGGGUUGAUUGGCUUCCUGCAAGCCAUCCAUGAGCCUUUCCAUAUCCGCGACUUUGCCGGCAAGACUGUCGGGGUGGACAUUGCCAACUGGCUCUACAAAGGGAGCUAUGGGUCUGCGUUGGAGCUGUUCAAGGACGUGAACAGCACAGACGGGUACAUCAUCUAUUGUGUGCAGAGGCUGCAACUGUUGCGGACGUUCAACGUGCGUCCUGUGGUUGUUUUUGAUGGCGCGCCUCUUCCCAUGAAGGCAGAGGAAAAAGCAAGCAGAACCGAGAGAAAGGAGGAGAUCUACGCAAGGACUGCGUUCUUGCUAUCCGAAGGCAAAGAGGCCGAAGCUGCACAGGAGAUUCAGCGAGGCCUUGACGUCAGCUUCGAAAUGCGACACAAGAUGGUCCAGGUCUGCCAACGUCUCAACAUUGAGUAUGUGGUGGCCCCCUACGAGGCGGAUGCGCAGCUGGCGUUUAUGGCGCGUCAAGGCCUUGUUGAUGCUGUCAUCACAGAGGAUUCGGACUUGAUUGCUUUCGGUGCCGCGGAUGUUCUCCUCAAGAUGGACAGCAACGGGCGUGGAUUACGUCUUCGAUUUCACCGCCUCAAUGAAAUCAGCAUUCGUGAUGGCAAACGCACGCUCUCCUUCAAGAACAUGACACUUGAACAACUCCAGCUCUGCUGCGUGCUGUCCGGCAGCGAUUAUCUCCCAAAACACUCGAAGUGGCACAUCAAAGGGAUCAGCCUGAAGACGGCGUGCAAAUAUGUUCUUCGACACGGAAGCACUACGCAGCUGCUGAACACGCUCCGAAGCAAACACGAUGUGGCAAGCGGAUUUGAGGAGGUGUUGGCUGACGCCAUGUUUGCCUUUCGUCACCAAAUUGUCUGGGAUCCAACAAGGGACAGGCGUUGUCACCUCACACCUCUCCCACGACGACGACGACGGCGUUUGUGUGGUGAUGGUGGUGAUGGUGAUGAUGGUGAUGACGAUGAUGAUUGGGAGGAGCAGGGCUUCCUCUUGAAUGAUGAUUAUGACGACCUGAACUCGCGUCUGCAAGGCAUGGAGGAGGAGGAGGAUGACGAUGAUGAUGAUGAAGCCGACAGCGAAUGGACUUUCUUCAACUUUGCCCUGGACACUCGGUGCACGAAGGCCGGGGUGGUGGGUGUGGCGCAUGGGCGUGGUCGCGCGCGUGGGAGUGUUCAUCCGGAGACGGGCGACGCAUUGCAGGACGCAACAUUCUCUCAGCGCCUUGAGGAGUGCAUUGCAGCCGUCAACGAGAGGGAGAAGAGGAGAUCCAAGAAACAGGAGGCCAAGUACAAGCGCCCCUUCUGGCAGCGCAAGCAGAACCGCCAGCCAACACUGCUCGACAAGUUCCUGCAGAGCCCACGCAGCAAACCUGUUGGCUGGAACACCACCACCACCGCCACCACAACAGCUGCAACCACCACCACCUCGACCAAGGCGGCGCUUCGGCGGUCUCCACGGCGACCACGCCAACAGCACACACACGCAGCGCGCACCCUUCAGGCACGGGCAGUGACGACCGAGCCUGGUGUCCGUAUUGGUGUUGACCUGUCCAUCUUUGGGUCAUCAACAGGAGCAGCAACAGAAACAACAGCAACAGCAACAGAAACAACAGAAACAACAGCAGCAACGGAAGCAGGAAUAUCAGGCACCCUGAACGUUAGUAGCAGCAGCAGCAGGAGGAGGGGCGAGACGGCAGACAGGAAAGCGCUGUCGUCGUCGCCACUACGAACGUCGCGAGCACCGCGAAAACAUGAGCUUGAUGGUGAUCGUGGUGAUGAUGACGGUGAUGGGCUGAGUACAUUGGCUGCAGUUCGCCCCAUCAAUCUCUCGCUGGAGAGCGCAAUUGACGUGGACAGCGGUGACGAGCACGAUCAAGGCAAUGACCGUGCAGAUGGUGGAAGCGUUAGCACGGGUGGUGGCACGGACCAUGACGCCAGCGAAGAGAAGAGUGGUGAUGGACAGUUGCGUGCAGGUACAGCAGAGCACGGACAGCGAAGCGAUCAAGGCACAGCGCAGCCCUCACUGAAGACCGACAGCGGCACGGGUGGUGGUGGUGGCGGUGGUGAGAGCGACAAACGCGAUGGCGGUGAUUGUGACGAUUGUGACGAUUGUGGUGGCUGUGGUGGCACAGCAGAGAAGGAGGAGGAGGGUGAGGAGGGGGUUGUGCAACAGUCGUGCGUGCCGGACAGCGCUGUUGUUGACGACAGCGACGAGGCAGAGACGGACAUGUCCAUAGACGCGGCCGUUGUUGUGCUGAGCAGCGAUGACGAAACGGAUGUCGACGGCAGCUCAACGCUUGGUGCCAUGCGCACCCCUUCACCGUCAUCUGCACAGCGCAAGCGCCGCAGCCGUGCUCAAACACCUCGCACCCGCUCGGCAGCCACGCCCACGUCGCACACGCGCCGAAGCGCCAAGACGCCAAAGGCCAAGCAGCAGCUGUCCUUGCUGGAUAUGCUGCGACCAAAGCGACCGAAGAGCGCAUCGUUCACGUGACACCUGACACGAAAAUCUCAGCUGUGAACGUGCUCAUGUAUGUGUAUGUGUGUGCGUGUGUGUACGCGCGUGUGCGUGCGUUGUGUAGCUGAGGCUAGCUGGUGGGUAGGGCUUGAGUUGCAGCAGCUCAAUUGCUUGUUGUGAUG